This is a messenger RNA of Lingula anatina, 1856 nucleotides long. RefSeq names its product hydroxysteroid 11-beta-dehydrogenase 1-like protein. Gene Ontology annotation, molecular function: oxidoreductase activity. The record is from RefSeq and is a predicted model, not a curated record. Lineage: Eukaryota; Metazoa; Brachiopoda; Lingulata; Lingulida; Lingulidae.
CAGGCGUUAUGUCGAGAGCGGGGGCUGUGUUGGUUGUACUUCUAGCAAGCUACGUCGCAUAUUGCCUCAUCGAUACAUUUGACCCGGAGACUGUUCGCGGUAAGACGGUAUUAGUGACUGGGUCUUCUUCUGGUAUUGGAGAACAACUGGCCUAUCACUAUGCACGGCUUGGCGCCAAUGUGGUGGUCACUGGACGCAGGGAGAACCUGCUGAAGAAGGUGGUUGCAAGGUGUAAUGAAUUAAGUGGAAAACAAGUACACAAAUAUGUAGUGGCUGAUAUGAAUAGGAUGGACGAAGUAGAAAAGUUCACAGAGUCCACCUUUAAUGGAAAGCUAGACGUCCUCAUGCUGAACCAUGGCUAUAAUGAACUACUAGAGUUGUGGACAGGGCACCAAGACAACUUGACCAUGCAUGAAAGGGUGAUGAAUACCAACUUCAUGUCUCACGUCUUUCUGGCGUCUCGCCUCAUGCCGCUCCUGGAGAAGAGCUCGGGAAGGAUAGGGGUGACCUCCUCUAUUCUGGGUGUUAUUCCGAUGCCGUUUGUAGCGAGCUAUUCAUCGUCGAAGCACGCCCUGAGUAGUUUUUUCUCAGCUCUUCGCAUGGACCUGGUCUUACAGGGGUCCAGUGUUUCAAUUACAAACGGAAUCGUCGGCUCCACGGCAACAGAGAGACACGUAUCAGAACUGAAAAAGUAUAUUGGCAGGCCCGAUAUUCCUUUCGCAACGGGGACUCCGGAAGAUGUUGCCAUGGCCUUGCUGAAAGCCACUAUGCUUAGACAGUCCGAGGUUUUCGCACCCUGGCUGCCGGCACUAAGUUUUAUACGUAUUUUGAGGGUUAUAGCUCCAGAUCUAGCCGACUAUGUGAUUCGUUACGGUGAACAGUCCUUGCGACAGGGCAAUUAAAAUAGUUCGUGCAUAUGUUUGUCUGUGAUAUGUAUGCGUGUGUGUUUGACUGCUUAGCGGUAUGUGUGAGUAUGUGCGUGCAUGUGUGUGUGCAUGCAUGCGUGUUUGCUUGUAGUGUGUGGUUUAUGUGCGGGUGUGGUGGGUAGGUAUGUUAAGAUACUUCAUAUGAUAUUACCACUUCAUACGUGCGCGUUUGCUUCACGGUGUAACGAACCGUUAUGUACCUCGUACAACAAAGUCAAGGGAUCUUUUAAACGGGAGUCUUUUUACUGUUAGACCACAAAAUGACGACCCAAAAUAGAAAAAAUAUAGUCUCCAACGCAAUCACCAAUCUUAGAGAAAGUCACAUAGUCACAAAAGGCUAUUUCCAAUAAAAUAUCCACAAAAUAAAUUGCAUUGUCAUCCUGAUAUAGGUUUAACUCGCAUCAGUAUUAAAUAUGGUGACAAUUUCUGUGGAUGCCUAUAGGUGGGUUGGAUUUUACCAAUGUGAUAAAACUGACCUCAGGGGAUGGUCCGUUACCUCCUAUCAAAGGAUUGCUUGCUUCGACACUAUUAGCAGCUGGAUGCGGACCUGAGGCAGAUAAAGCGGUCUUCAAGAAACGGCAGUGUGUUAGUUGGGAUUCUGCUAGCACAAUGGUUCUCGUCCAAACCGCCGUCUGUGAUGUGUGCUCCACAGUUUUUUGACAGUACGGGUGAAAAUGUCCAUACAGCUUUAAUGUAUUCCUUUAAUACCUCUUAAGACACGUUUUCUAUAAAGUUGUUUUUAAAAUUGCUUUGAAACUGUUUUGUUAAGUUACAUGUAAUUUUAAACGGAUUAAAGAACAUACACUGUUAAUAUACAUUCUGGGUUGAUAAUUUAUUGACACUCACGUGAUAUACACGUGGAUUUGACAAUCAUAAACAGUAACACUAAAUAUACUACAGUACUUCAAAGUUUGGUUUUCUAAGAUAACU